AUGUAUCGUUUUUCUUUUACAUGGUUUAUGCAAUUGUAUAUUAGAUCAAUUGAGACUUCAAAUAGAAGUGCUAUUCUUGAAAAACGUUUAGCAUAUCUGAAAUCGUCAUUUACUCAUGGUCUUCAUGCAAGUGUUUGUAGAUCCUUAUCAGAAAAACAUAAGAUACUGUAUUCUUUCUUGUUAUGUUCCAAAAUAUUAUUAGAUAAUGAAGAAGUCACAAAAGAAGAGAUAGAAUAUUUUAUGUCUCCAAACUUGUGUCACAUUAACAUAAUUUUUGACAAAAAGCCUGACUGGCUACCAAAAGAUAUUUGGAUAAAUGUUUACAAUCUUAAUAACACAUUAUCCACUUUUAAUGGUCUUGUAGAUAAUUUCUGCUGCAAUGAUGAGAUUUGGAAGCAAUAUUACACUUCCGAAACACUUCAGAAUCAGUUAUUACCAAAACCCUGGGUGAAGAAAUCUUCUUUUCAAAAACUUAUACUUAUAAAAACUUUAAAGCCUAAUAAGAUUAUAAUACAGAUUACAGAAAUAAUAAAAGAUACAUUGGGAAAUACACAAAAUUAUUCCCCACAACUUAAAAUAUCUCAAUCAUAUGCAGAAUCCAGUUGCUUAACUCCUAUUGUAUUCAUUCUACCAAGUUGUUCAUCACCUUUAUCUCUCAUUUCUGUGCAUGCAAAGACAAAGGGUUAUUUAUCAAAGUUUAUCUCUAUAUCUAUGAGUAAAAGUCAAGAGAAAAAGGCUGAAUUUCUGAUACAAAGGGCUCAGAAGGAAGGCACUUGGGUAUUUUUACAAAAUUGUCAUUUGGUACCACAUUGGAUGGUCCACCUUGAAAAAUUCUGUGAGAUUUGCAACAUUUCCAAUGUAUCUCUAGGUUUUCGAUUAUGGUUAUCUAGUUAUCCCAUGAAAGAAUUUCCAAUUAGUAUCUUGCAAAAUAGUAUAAAGAUAUCCUAUGAUUCCCCUUUGAAUAUUAAAGAAACACUGCUAAAUAUUUACCAGUCUGAACCUAUAAUAAGAAAAGAUUUUUUUGAAGGCUGUCCUGGCAAAGAUAAAGUCUUUACAAAACUUCUUUUUGGCUUAUCUCUUUUUCAUAUAAUUAUAGAAAAAAGAAAGAAUUUUGGUGUUCAAGGUUGGAAUAUACCAUAUGAUUUUGAUCAUUCUGAUUUUCACAUAUCUGCCAUGCAAAUGCAAAAUUUUAUAAAUACUACUGAUUAUGUACCUUUUAACAUUCUUCUGUACCUCAUUGGAGAAUGCAAUUAUGGAGGAAAAAUUGUAGACCAUUUUGAUAGAAGAUUUUUAAAGCAUCUUUUAAAUGAUUAUUGUAACUCUGAUAUAAUUAAAAAUCAACAAUACUCAUAUUUAAAUAAUAUAGCAAAGUUGAUACCACAAAGGUGUGAAUAUCUCCAUGUCAUUAAAUAUAUUGAAGAAAUGCCUUUAGAUCUGUCAUCUCAAGUCUUUGGAUUCAGCAAAAAUGGAGCUAUUAUUCAGGAUACAAUGAUGGCUACUGAAUUCUUGUCAUCUCUCUCAUGCUUGAAUUUUAUUGAUCCUUUAUUAAAUGAUCAAUUGUUUCAAGAUCAAGUCCUAGUUUUAAUUAAUGACAUUCAAAAUAAAUUGAAUAAUACAUUUGAAAUCCAUCAGUUAGAAGGAAAGCAAACUUCUUUACUCCAAGAGCCCUUACAUAGAAUUCUUCUUUGUGAAAUAAGAUUAUUAAAACACAUUUUAACAAUUAUAACUCAAAAUUUAAAUAAUUUGAAUUUAGCAUUUGAUGGUUAUCUUCCAUUUACUGAUUCUUUAAAUACCAUAUCAGAAGAAAUAUACAAAUGUAAAGUUCCAAAUACUUGGAAGAAGUUACAAAGUAUUAAUGUAACAGACAAUCUAGGAUAUUAUAUUAAUAAUUUAGUAAAACGUAUAGAAUUUCUUCAACAGUGGUGGAAUGAAGAUUGUCCUAAAAUUGUUUGGCUUGAUGCAUUAUUUUUUGGAAAAAUGUUUUUUUCUGCUAUUUCAUUAUCGUUUUCUAAAAAAUAUAAUGUACCUAUUGAAGAAGUCUGCCUUGAAUUUGAAGUUAUAAUUGAAGAAGAAACUGAUACAAAAAGUGAUGUUUAUUUUAUUCGUGGUUUGCAUUUAUCUGGUGCUCAAUGGAAUGUUAAAAAAAAUAUAUUAGCAGAAAAUUCCACGAACGUAUUCUGGCAGAAUAUGCCACCUAUAUGUGUUAAAUUUUUACAAAAUAAGAAAGAUACAGACAAAGCUUAUGAAUGUCCUGUCUAUGUAGCUGCUAUUCAACGUACCGAUAAAAAUAUUAAAUCUACAUCGCAGAAUUAUGUAAUUAGUAUACCUUUAAUAACAGACGGACAUGAAGCUCAUUGGAUAAAAUGUGGUACGGCAUUAUUUUGUCAUACCUCAUAA
Messenger RNA from Dufourea novaeangliae, 2397 nucleotides. Its product is annotated as dynein heavy chain 12, axonemal-like. Gene Ontology annotation, molecular function: minus-end-directed microtubule motor activity; dynein intermediate chain binding; dynein light intermediate chain binding. NCBI's taxonomy places the organism in Eukaryota, Metazoa, Arthropoda, Insecta, Hymenoptera, Halictidae. The transcript has a single exon. Gene Ontology annotation, biological process: microtubule-based movement. Gene Ontology annotation, cellular component: dynein complex. The record is from RefSeq and is a predicted model, not a curated record. Bases 1 to 2397 code for a protein of 798 amino acids.